Saccoglossus kowalevskii is the source of this 1662-nucleotide messenger RNA. Its product is annotated as cholesterol 7-desaturase nvd-like. The record is from RefSeq and is a predicted model, not a curated record. Gene Ontology annotation, cellular component: cytoplasm. Gene Ontology annotation, biological process: cholesterol metabolic process. Gene Ontology annotation, molecular function: oxidoreductase activity; 2 iron, 2 sulfur cluster binding. Lineage: Eukaryota; Metazoa; Hemichordata; Enteropneusta; Harrimaniidae.
AUGCCUUCUGCCUGGUCCGUGUUCAUGUCUUCAGGGAUCGUGGUGUUACUAGCAGCGACAGCAUCACAUUCAGACAACUGGAGUUUGUAUUUGCAUGGCAGUAAACUGUUCGAAGCGGCCAGUUUCUUGACCACCAUGGGUUUACAACUUUUAUCAACGCGAUCGCCAAUCGAACUCAUCCUCUGGCCUUUACUUUUAUAUAUCACAUUUAAAAUGUAUAAACUUUUUUUCACUCCUUUAUUUUGGAUCCGAAAUAUGGAGGACUUGGGAUAUGUCGUAGAACCAGGAAGAAACAAACGAGAUGUUGCUAACGAGGUUCGCAAACGACGCGCCCGGGGUGACCUACCUCCCGUCUAUCCCAAUGGAUGGUUUCGCGUGCUCGAAUCGUGGCAAUUGAAAAUAGGAGAAAAGAAAGACCUUACUAUUAUGGGUGAACAUAUUGCGGUAUUUCGAGGCGAGAGUGGAGAAGUAUUUAUUGUGGAUGCAUACUGCCCUCAUAUGGGUGCCAACGUAGCUAUUGGUGGACGAGUACUCGGAGAUUGUAUCGAAUGUCCAUUUCAUGGAUGGGUGUUUCGUGGUGAAGACGGCAAGUGUGUUGAUAUUCCAUACACAGAAAAAGUACCAGAUUUUGCUAAAAUAAGAUCAUGGUCAAGUUUAGAAAGAAAUGGUAUGAUACUGAUGUGGUACGAUGCAGAGGGACGACAACCACAUUGGACUCCACCAAUUGUGGAUGAAGUAGAAGACGGGAGUUGGACAUUCCGUGGGUUCGCACAACAUCAUAUCAAUGCGCAUAUUGAGGAAAUUCCUGAGAAUGGUGGUGAUGUGUCACAUUUACAUUAUUUACAUGGUCCGUUUAUGAUUCUGGGAGUUCAUUGGUCACACAUUUGGGAUGCGUCAUGGCAUCAGGAUAAAGAUAACGCACAUAUUGGAGUGUUAAAUCUAACACAUAGAAUGACCUUAUUAGGGAUUCCUAUUACACCAGUGGAGGUGUCAGUACAAGCAAGACAGGUGGGACCUGGACUUGUUUUCUUACAUUUCAAGAGUUGGAUUGGAGAUUGUAUGCUUACUCAGCACGUUACCCCAGUUGAACCAUUGCUACUUAAAGUCACUCAUACUAUCUAUGGUAGCUGGACUGUUCCCACAUUUAUCGCUAAAUUCUUUCUUUUUGGAGAACUAGUACAGUUUGAGCGUGAUGUUAUGGUAUGGAACAAUAAACGCUGGUUAAGCAAACCUUUACUUGUGAAAGAAGACCAAUUGGUAGCCAAGCAUAGAAGAUGGUAUUCUCAGUUUUACUCUGAGAACUCACCACGAUUCACUUUUAAUAGAACCAGUUUAGACUGGUAAAAAAUAAUUAAUGAUGGUCAAAAUACAAAUAUUUUCGCAAAGAACACGUUUAUUUGAAGAUUACAUUAAUGAAAAAAAUCAAUGAGACCCUGAAUAUGACAUGUGACAAUCCACAUAUAAUAUUUAAUAUUUUUUAUUUAUUUACCCAAUAAUGAAACACUGAAAAAACAAACAAAAAACAAAAGUAAGCUAUACAGAAAAACAAAUGGUAAGAAAAAUACAUAUAUAUAUUGGGUAAAAAGGAAAUCAGAAAAUAGCUUACUGCUAGUCUAGUCUGAUUUCCUAUAUACAUUGGAAGUAAAUUAUAAUGUACAUAGU